This is a messenger RNA of Esox lucius (northern pike), 9973 nucleotides long. RefSeq names its product ankyrin 1, erythrocytic a (gene ank1a). The transcript is spliced from 44 exons. The record is from RefSeq and is a predicted model, not a curated record. Gene Ontology annotation, biological process: signal transduction. The coding region runs from base 73 to 6354 and encodes 2093 amino acids. Gene Ontology annotation, molecular function: protein binding. NCBI's taxonomy places the organism in Eukaryota, Metazoa, Chordata, Actinopteri, Esociformes, Esocidae.
CCCACCCAGGACCUCACCAGGCCUCGACCACCUUCAUCUCCAAGCGGACAGUUGGCUCAGUCAGGCUGAACCAUGGCACAAGCCGCCAAGCAUCUCCGCAAGAACAAGGAUUUAGAAGCCCAGCUCGAAGCGGAGCGCAAGGAGAAGGAGGAGGAGAAGGCCAAGAAGAGGAACCGCUCGCGGGAUAAAAAGCGCAAGGCCCACGCGGUGCAUCGCUGGCUAAUCGAUCAGGACGAUAGUUUGAGCUCUGAGCUGCCGGAUGGCCAAGGAGUAUGGCACUUUGAUGAAGCAGCGGAUGCUGCCACCAGUUUUCUGCGGGCAGCUCGUUCGGGUAACAUGGACAAGGCCCUCGACCACAUAAAGAAUGGUAUAGACAUCAACACAGCCAAUCAGAAUGGGCUUAAUGGGUUACAUCUGGCCUCUAAAGAAGGACACGUCAAGAUGGUGCUGGAGCUACUGCAUGGAGGCAUUGAUUUAGAAACACAGACUAAGAAAGGCAACACAGCUCUGCACAUCGCUGCCCUGGCUGGGCAGGAGCAAGUGGUGGCAGAGCUGGUAAAUUACGGGGCCAACGUCAAUGCCCAGUCCCAGGUGAGACCCCUGCCAGUGUCGGAAGAGACUCCAACCCCGACACCACUGGCAGACCCCACUGCAGAAGAGCCACCCGCCACACCGGAUACACAUACAAAGGGCUUCACUCCGCUCUACAUGGCCGCUCAAGAGAAUCAUCUGGAGGUUGUGAAGUUCCUUUUGGAGAAUGGGGCCAAUCAAAGCAUUCCUACUGAGGAUGGCUUUACCCCUCUGGCCGUGGCUCUUCAGCAGGGACAUGAGAACGUUGUGGCCCUGCUCAUCAAUUACGGCACCAAGGGCAAAGUUCGCCUCCCUGCGCUGCACAUAGCGGCGCGGAACGAUGACACGCGCACAGCCGCCGUGCUUCUCCAGAACGACCCCAAUGCAGACGUCCAGAGCAAGACAGGCUUCACACCGCUCCACAUCGCUGCACACUAUGAGAACCUGAACGUAGCUCAGCUGUUGCUCAAUAGAGGAGCCAAUGUCAACUUCACCCCUAAGAAUGGUAUCACACCUCUGCACAUCGCAUCCAGGCGGGGGAACGUGAUCAUGGUUCGACUCCUGCUGGACCGAGGGGCACAGAUUGAUGCCAAAACUAAGGAUGAGUUGACCCCACUGCACUGUGCAGCCAGGAACGGACAUGUGAGGAUUAUUGAGAUCUUGCUGGACCAAGGGGCUCCAAUCCAGGCCAAGACUAAGAACGGCCUGUCCCCCAUCCACAUGUCAGCGCAGGGAGACCACAUGGACUGUGUAAGGCAGCUUCUGCAGUACAACGCCGAGAUUGAUGACAUCACUCUGGACCACCUGACCCCUCUACAUGUUGCGGCCCACUGCGGGCACCACCGCAUGGCCAAAGUGCUGUUGGACAAAGGAGCUAAACCUAACUCCCGUGCCCUGAAUGGUUUUACUCCUCUUCACAUCGCCUGCAAGAAGAACCACAUGCGUGUGAUGGACCUUCUGCUCAAACACUCUGCUUCCCUAGAGGCUGUGACUGAGUCUGGCCUGACUCCUCUGCACGUAGCCUCAUUCAUGGGCCACCGUAAAAUAGUGACCAUCCUGGUCCAGAAGGGGGCGUCACCCAGUGCUUCCAAUGUGAAAGUGGAGACCCCCCUCCACAUGGCGUGUAGAGCAGGACACUAUGAGGUGGCAGAGUUCCUCCUGACCAAUGGAGCGCCGGUAGAUGCAAAGGCCAAGGAUGACCAGACACCGCUCCACUGUGCAUGUCGGAUGGGCCACAAGGAGCUGGUCAAGCUGCUGCUGGAGCACAAGGCCAACCCUAAUUCUACCACCACGGCUGGACACACUCCCCUCCACAUUGCUUCCCGCGAGGGACACAUUCAUACCAUACGUAUCCUGCUGGACAUGGAAGCCCAGCAGACCAAGAUGACCAAGAAAGGUUUCACACCUCUCCAUGUGGCUUCUAAAUAUGGUAAAGUGGACGUGGCAGAGCUGCUUCUAGAGAGAGGAGCAAACCCCAACGCUGCUGGAAAGAAUGGGCUGACAUCUCUCCAUGUGGCUGUCCAUCACAACAACCUAGAUGUAGUCAACCUGCUUGUCAGUAAGGGAGGUUCCCCACACAGUGCAGCUAGGAAUGGCUACACCCCUCUCCACAUAGCAUCAAAGCAGAACCAGGUAGAAGUGGCAAACAGCCUGCUGCAGUGUGGAGCCUCAGCCAACGCUGAGUCCCUCCAGGGUGUCACCCCCCUCCACCUGGCUGCACAGGAGGGCAGGCCGGACAUGGUGGCCCUGCUCAUCUCCAAACAGGCCAACGUCAACCUGGGGAACAAGAGUGGACUGACUCCUCUCCACCUGGUGGCACAGGAAGGCCAUGUGGGAAUUGCUGACAUCCUGGUGAAGCAGGGGGCAUCAGUGUAUGCUGCCACACGGAUGGGAUACACCCCUCUCCAUGUUGCCUGUCACUACGGCAAUGUAAAGAUGGUGAAGUUCCUCUUGCAGCAGCAGGCCAACGUCAACAGCAAGACCAAGGUUGGUUACACAGCACUGCAUCAAGCAGCCCAGCAGGGCCACACAGACAUUGUCACCUUACUGCUCAAACAUGGAGCCCAGCCCAAUGAGGUCACCACUAACGGUACAUCAGCCUUGUCCAUCGCCAAGCGGCUGGGGUACAUAUCUGUAAUUGACGUUCUCAAACUGGUAACCGAGGAGACAGUUUCCAUGACCACGACAGAGAAACAUCGUAUGAGUUUCCCAGAAACAGUGGAUGAAAUACUGGACGUAUCAGAGGAUGAAGGAAUUGCACAGCUAACAAUAGGGGAGGAGCUUUUGGGGACGGAAGGAGCCAGGUACAUGAAGAUGGAUGACUUGAAGGACCAUGAUGACGAUUUCCUGUCACCCAAGAAAUCUAUGGAUAACUACUCUCCUGCCAUUCCCAGGAUUCCCUGUGUCUCCCCGGAGACGGUCAUCCAUGAGCAGGUGCACACUCCACUACAGAAGGAGUAUGACGAUGACUCCCUGAUCCCCAGCAGUCCCGCCACAGAGACCUCGGACAACGUCAGCCCUGUAGCCAGCCCCAUACACACGGGGUUCCUGGUGAGUUUCAUGGUGGACGCGCGGGGCGGCUCAAUGCGAGGCAGCAGACAUAACGGCCUGCGUGUCAUCAUCCCCCCGCGGACCUGCGCUGCGCCCACACGCAUCACCUGUCGGCUGGUCAAGCCGCAGAAGCUCACCACACCGCCCCCCCUGGUGGAGGGAGAGGGCCUGGCCAGCCGCAUCAUCUCCCUGGGCCCAGCCAGCAUGCAGUUCCUGGGGCCUGUGAUCGUGGAGAUCCCUCACUUUGCAGCUCUCGGUCGGGGGGACCGGGAGCUGGUGGUGCUGAGGAGCGAGAAUGGCUCGGUAUGGAAGGAACACCGCAAUCGCUAUGGCGACGAUGUGCUGGAGACCAUCCUCAAUGGGAUGGAUGAAGAUCUGGAGAGCCAGGAGGAACUUGGGAAAAAGCGGAUCCGGCGAAUCAUCUCCACUGACUUCCCCCUCUACUUUGCUGUGGUGUCGCGUGUCCAGCAGGAGAGUGACCUGAUUGGCCCAGAGGGUGGUCAGCUGACCAGUAAGCUUGUGCCGAUGGUUCAGGCUACGUUCCCUGAGACAGCAGUCACCAAGAGAGUCCGUCUGGGCCUGCAGGCCCAACCAGUCCCAGACGAACUGGUUGCUAAACUUCUUGGUAACCAGGCAACCUUCAGCCCCGUGGUGACAGUGGAACCACGGCGACGCAAGUUUCACCGGCCGAUUGGCCUAUGCAUCCCCCUGCCCCCCUCCUGGAGAGAGAGCCCCCGGGACUCCGGAGAGGGGGACACCACCAGCCUGCGCCUGCUCUGCAGUGUCAUCGGUGGCACAGCACCAGCCCAGUGGGAGGACAUCACUGGCACCACCAAGCUCAUAUACAGCAAAGACUGUGCCAACUUCACAACCAAUGUAUCGGCGCGGUUCUGGCUAGCUGAUUGUCCCCGGACAGCCGAGGCUGUGUCUUUUGCCAACCUCCUGUACCGGGAGCUCUCAGCCGUGCCAUACAUGGCCAAAUUUGUGGUGUUUGCCAAGAUGAAUGAGGUCCGUGAAGGCCGCCUGCGCUGCUACUGCAUGACCGACGACAAAAUGGACAAAACCCUGGAGCAGCACGAGAACUUCAGCGAGGUGGCCCGCAGCCGGGACAUCGAGGUGAUGGAGGGAAUGCCGCUGCAUCUGGAGUGUUCUGGAAAUCUGGUCCCAGUGCGGAAGGCUACCCAGCAGCCCCGCUGUUUCAGCUUCCAGGCCUUCAGAGACAACAGACUCCCUGUUUCUGUCAAGGUGAGGGACAGUAGUAAGGAUCACUCUGGAUUCCUGUCCUUCCUGCGCAAGUCUACCAAGUACGAAGAGAGCCAGCAUGUGCUGUGCAACCUCAACAUCACCAUGCCCCCAUGUAUCAAGGCAGCUGGGAGUGAAGACCGGAGGCGAACUCUGACCCCGUUAGCCCUACGGGAGAGAUACAGUGCCCUGAAUGAGCCUGCCAUGGGUAAAGCAUCAAUGAGUGCCAUGGAAAGGACAGAGUUGAAGAUGGCUUUGAUAGCUGAACAGUUGGGACUGAGCUGGGCUGAGCUGGCGAGGGAGCUACAGUUCAGUGUAGAUGACAUUAAUAAGAUCCGUGUGGAGAAUCCUAACUCCCUAUUGGAGCAGAGUUCUGCCCUGCUCAACCUAUGGGCCACGCGCGAGGGCAAGAGAGCCAAGAUGGAGAGUUUGUACACAGCUCUGAAGAGCAUCGACCGGAUGGACAUUGUGAACAUGUUGGAGGGCCAGCCGCCUCAGGUUGCAGGGAGGCCUGCCCGGGAGCCAAGCAGACGCAGACACAAUGACAGCGACCACCUCUCCCCGGGAUUGACCAAUGGUUACGGGCUAAUGCAGGAGGAGCUGCUCUCCCCUGCCUCCAUGCAGUACAGCCUGCCCUCCCCGCUGGGCAACGAGCCCUACUGGCAAGAGGUCUCCAGUAUGGAGUGUGCUCCAAUGGCGCCCACAGAGGAGGACACCCUCAUGGAGAUGUCAGACGUGCAGGUGUGGCCCUCAGGCAACAGCCCCUCCCUAGUGGCCGUGGAGGACUCCUCGCUGGAGUGCAGCAAUGCAGACGACUCGGAGGGGCUGCUGGGGCUGCCGUAUGGGAGCCUGGGCCGGCCCGGCAGUGGGGCCAGCGGAGGGGGGCUGAGUGGCUCCAUGGAGCUGGUGGAGGACAACUCAGAGAUGGGGGCUGUUGACUCGUUCAGCACUGCCACCCCCGCCACCCCGGCCUCGUUCAGUACCGCCACCCCUUCUUCGUUCGGAGGUGCCGUCGCCACCGGCGGUUCGGUCAGCAGUGUUAAUGGGCUGGAUCAAGGGUCAAAGGUCGUGAGGUCAGAGGCAGCUGCGGUCGAAGGCAACUUGGCAGGUGGAGAUGGAGUUGGAGGAGGAGGAGGAGGGACAGGCUCAGAGGAAGAGCUUUCUCUUGUUGCAGGACAACAGCAGAGGGUGUACGCCCGGCUGAGCGAGUCGCCCGGUCUGAGCCGCGUAGCUGAUCGUAAUGGAGACAGGUCCAGUAGAGGUAGUGGAGGUAGUGGAGGUAGCGGAGGUAGUGCAGGAAGUGGCGGAGGAGGCUCUUUCCUGUCCUACCUGCAGGAGCAGUCGGGCCCUGGCUGGCAGCCCGUCAAGGACCACACUCAGGCAUGGGUGGGCACACAGACCGCCAAACCCAGGCAGGCCAUGGACUCUAUGAUGUCAUCGGUGCGCGCGGCCAUGGACGUGGACACCAGCCAGUCUCGUGUGUCCCAGGAGGCCUUGCUACAGCCAGUACGAGACAUGGGGCACUCUGAGAUCUUGCGCGGCCACUUCAGGGGCACCCAGCCGUUUGAGAAGGGCCUGGGCUUCCCCCACAGGGUGCCAGAUGUGCGGCCCUGGGAAGAUGUACACCUCAGGGGGCAGGGUGAUGAGACCGAUGAUCUCCCUGGGGAACAAGUGAGUGAGGAGCAAUUUACAGACCAACACGGAAACAUUGUCACCAAGAAGACUGUGAGGAAGGUGGUGCGCAGAGGAAAGGGCUCAGGUGAAGAGGGGGGUCAGGAGCAGGCAGUCAGCAUGGAGGGCUCUCUGCAGGAUGCUCAUGAGCUGGAUGAAGAGGCGGAGCAUUUCAUGAAUUACGCCGUCCUGAGCAGCAAGAAGUAUCCCAACUUUGGAGGAAGUGUCCUGACUCAGCUUUUCCUUUCUAUGAAGUUCCUGUCUUGCCAUCUUGAUGGACCAUCUUGCCGAUUACCUUCUAAAUGUUCUUUCAGAAAAUAAUAAAAUAGAUUAUUUUAUUGGACCUCCUGAUCUACUUAACUUACAGCUUUAUGAAAUAUUAUAAACUUGGUGGUUUGAGCCCUGUAUGUUGAUUGUCUGAAAGCUGUGGUAUAUCACUCCAUCGUAUGACAAAAACAUACAUUUAUAAGUACAGUUUAAUACAUCGCAGCUAAGGGUGUCUCCACGUUGCAUCAUAUAUAACGACAGCCCUUAGCCAUGGUACAUCGAAGAUACAACAACUUCUCAGUCUUGAUUGCUUCUAUAUACCUUUUUUAUUGUGUAGUUUUCUACUAAAUUGGAGUCAAUAUUACUGUGUAGUGUUCAGGUGUAGGGGAAUAUCAUUGUGUUGGUGUUAUUUUGUAGUGUUCAGUUGUAGAGUAUAAUUUUGUCUGUAUUAUUGUGCAGCGUUCAGCUGUAGAGGAGUAUCACUGUGUCAGUGUUACUGUGUAGUGUUCAGCUGUAGAGGAGUAUCAUUGUGUUGGUAUUAUUGUGUAGUGUUCAGCUGUUGAGGAGCAUCACUGUGUCAGUGUUACUGUGUAGUGUUCAGCUGUAGAGGAGUAUCAUUGUGUUGGUAUUAUUGUGUAGUGUUCAGCUGUUGAGGAGUAUCACUGUGUCAGUGUUACUGUGUAGUGUUCAGCUGUAGAUGAGUAUCAUUGUGUUAGUGUUACUGUGUAGUGUUCAACUGUAGAGGAGUGUAAUUGUGUUGGUAUUCUUGAGUAGUGUUCAGCUGUAAAGGAGUAUCAUUGUUUCAGUAUUAAUGUGUAGUGUUCAGCUGUAGAGGAGUAUCAUUGUGUCAGUAUUACUGUGUAGUGUUCAGCUGUAGAGGAGGAUCAUUGUGUCAGUAUUACUGUGUAGUGUUCAGCUGUAGAGGAGUGUAAUUGUGUUGGUAAGGUCAAAGUUGACAAAACAGUUAUUCUUUUAAAUGAAUAUAUGGAGCAACUGUGUGUGUGUGUGUGAGUGAGAGGGCACCUACAUAAGAAACACUGAAGAAUGCAAUAGUCCAGAUUGCUGACAUUUCAGAUCAGAAACUAUGUAAUACCAAAUAUGGUCGACAUUUUAAACCUUACUGUAUUGAAUUCUAAAUAAAAUAUUACAUAAACCUAACAAAUUGAUUUCAAAUCAGGAUUUUCAAACAAAACUAAAAAAAAUGUACUUAAAAUGAAAACAAUUACAAACAACAUAGAAUUGAUAAUAACCAGAAAAGGAACCAGCCAGCACGCAAUUAAAAGUUAUAAAUGUUGUUCCCUCAGCAGAUUCAAACCCAGAUAUCCCAUGUGAGAUGCUGUGUAUUUAACCACCACACCACGAAGAUAAACAUUUCCCAAAUGUCAGUAACAUCAUGCCAAGUUUGAAUACUUUGCUAGACACGUUUAGCAUUGUUUUAAAUUGAUUAAUGUUUUUUAUUAAGUGUACCUUCACCACAAAUAGCAUCUAUGAACUGUAUGGCUUUUACCACCGGCCUUUUUAACAUCUUAUUAGCCACUAAUAUGCUUACUAGUAUCUAGUAACUUAAUACUCGUUUUAGUCAUAAGAAUUGAGCAACUGCUAGCAAGACUCAAGAUUUCAUUUCAUGGCACAAAAACAUUUGUUUUUCUUUGAUUCCUGAAUAACAUUGACAUCCGGCAAACAAUAUUUUUUGUAAACAUUUUAAAACAAGACAAAAAUCUAAAACAAUUUGAAAAUGACUGCAAAACAUUUUCACCAGGCAACAUAAGUCAUUUCAAUUCACCUACGUUCUUCCCUGCAGUUACUGCCUGUUUUUACAAUACUCAGAUUUUUGCUUUCACUGUUUGAAUCUUUGCUUUUUCUAAACCUAAACCUAUACAUUAGUGCAUGUUGUUUUACAAGGCUACACCGGCAGUUGAAACAGUCUAGCCCAGAAUCGGAGUCUAGGCCUUUCUUUGUGCCAUGGACUGGCAAAGCAUUGUCUUUCCCCUGGGGACCAUCUUAUUUUAAUUACCAUUUCACUAUAAACAUGUUGAACUGUUUUAACAUAUUCAUAUUAUGGUCCAUCAAGUCAUAUCACUGGUGUUAUUUGAAACAAUUGUGUGAUAAAAAAUGUAAUUGGGCCUUUAGGCCACUCAAAUUAACACAACUAAAUAACACAAAACAAAUGUAAAAGUAAACUAAAUAUUAUUGUGUACUGUGAAGUUAUUAAAUGCACACAACAGUGUAGUUGAAGUAAAUUCAAAACGGUUGGCUGUUUAUUAUUCCCUUUGACUCACUCUAACAUUGGUUUUCACAAUUUAUUUUAUUUUUAAUUUAAUGCAUGCGGUGUGAAAGUGACCCCAUAUAGUGAUUACUACAAUCACUUCUCACUUUGAAAAGACACAUCUUGUCCAAACAGUUUAAUUCUAAACAGACUAUGACUUGGUAAAAUCACAUAUAGCGCUCUCUACUAAUAUUGUAACCCUUGGUAAAUAAGCAAAACAAAAACAAAUCCCAUAGGCAUCCAUCAUUAUGGAAAACACCAGAGAAUAAAGUAAUGAUGGGUGACAAAAGUUGUUGAGCUGCACCAAAUGGCUCAGUGUUUCAAAAUGCCCGUUUCUACUGUAAGGGCUAUAAUUAAGAUGUUUAAAGAGACACUGUUUAGAGUCCUGCCUCUAAACAAUGACCCAACUUGACUUCCCUCACCAGAUGAGACCGAUAUAGUGUCAGCUAGUCCAGGGAGGUUUAGGGUGGGAAGGAUAGUACUGCGAGCAUCUAAAGUUAAUUUAAGUUACGUUUUAAUUAAAGUUAAGUAGAUUACAAGUCAAUGCAAACUGAAAAAUGGACUGGCAAGAAUGUUUAAAUGAGGAUUAUGUCAGUAAUACAUUUUGUAGAAACAGAUUUGAAACAUCAUCUUCAAACAAUAACUGCAGAUAUCUACUGGUAAUUUUUGCUUGCAUUUAUGCUAGUAGAACAGUAGAAAUCUUACAUAUUGCCCCUUUAAAGCAACUGGAGAUGGAGGCGUGUCUAUAUUGAUCCCAUGCACAAUGAGGAGGAUGUUUCGAGGGGCCAAAGUUCUCCAAGGAUUUAUGUUUUUUGGGUCAGAAAAUCUGAUGUCCCUUACAUAACCAUGUGUUGUUUGUAAGGGUUGCCAUCAAAAAGUAUUUGCUGUCAUCAAAUAACAAACUCAAGCACCUGCAGUUUGCCAUACAUUUCAAUGGGACCAGGGUCUAUGGUGAGAAAAGACCACAAUAGAGCUUUUUGGAAACAAACAACAGAGGUAGGUUUAGCAUAGACAGAAAGAUAGCCAUGCCUAAAAGUACCUCAUCCCCACUGUGAAUUUCAAGUAUGGUGGUGGAUCCUUAAAGAUGUGGGGCUGUUUUUCUUCCAAAGGCCCUGGACUACUUGUUAGGAUACAUGGUAUCAUUGAAUUCAUCAAGUACCAGCAGAUAUUAAAUCAUAACCUCACUGCUUCUGCCAGGACGCUUAAACUCGGCCGUGGUUGGAUCUUCUAGCAGGACAAUGAUCCAAAGCACACCUCAAAAUCAGCAUGUGACAGAUAGGCCUACUAACAUAUACAGAUGGUUCUCUUGAUAUCUGCGCCCUGCAUGCCAACCCAACAGGACCGUUUGGUCUCAUUCUCCUCAGCCUGAUGGGACCUUGACCUUGCACCACAUUAUACUCUGUUUCU